GAGCCGGGGUGCUGGGGGUCGUCCCAUAGGCAGCCCAUGGGUAACUGAAGGGACCCAAGACGAUAACUCACGAGUCAAAAAAACCCUAAAUAAAGGUUCAUGGGUAACUCGCCGGACUGCGAGACCCCGAAAUGAUAGAUCAGGGUGUUGAGGACCCCUAAGUGGACCCUUGAAGUCAGGAAGGUAAUGUAGGCUAAUUAGGAGUGCUGAGAGACCCCUCAUAGAUUCUAGGUGGCAGGGAGAUUCCAAAAAUGGACCAGGUUCUUGGGAACCCUAAGUAUUAAAUUGGUGAAAUUGAGGGAUCACCAAAGAAUAGAUGAGACCCCAUAGAGUUAGUCUGCGGAGUUGGAUUCUAAAAGAUAGAUCACAGGUAAUGGAAACCCUGUAAGAUAAACUAAGGAUGCUAAGAGACCCUAAAGAGUACAUAGGAGGUCAGAUACCCACCCCCCCAUAAAUUAGGUUAUGGGUGCUGAGAAGCCCCAAAGUAUAGAUUAUAACUAAGACCCCAUUGGAUAACUUAUGGAUCUGAUGGGUUCCUCAAAAGAUUAGGGUACUGGGGUUACCAGAACUGCAGGGAUGAGGAGGGCCACAAAGAACAGAUCGGGAUGUUAGUGGCUUCCUAAGUGGAGCUUUGGGUCAAGGAAUCAUCUCCAAAUGUUAAUUUUGGAGGUUGUGGGACUCUGGAGUUCAGGAAUUAGGGUGACCGUCAAAUCAGGAGACUGGGAGACACUAAAGGAUAGUUCAGGUGUUAGACCCUAAGUAGAGCCUGGGUGUCAGGGAGACCCCCUCAGAUAAAAUUCAGGGAGUUUGGGAGUACCAAAAAGUAAGGGUCGGGGAGACCCCAAAAGGUAACUCAAGGUGCUGAGUCCUACACAGGAGUUAGAACUCAUGAGGACCCCAAAAGAUAGCUGGGGGGUGGGUUAUGAGCAUGAGGUGGGAGGUGGUCGGGGAGAAUAAGGGAUUGAAGGACCCUUUCAAAGGAUAGAUUAGGGCAUAGUUGAGCUAUGAAGUCAGGGAGCUACCAAAGGAUAGUUGAGAGGUUGAGGGAACUCCAGAAGAGACCCUUGGUUCUAUGGGAGACUGUAAGCCAUAAUUGUGGUUAAGGAAAUAGGGCAGAAAGAUCAUACUGGGUAGUUCAGAAGGCUAGGGGGACCUUCAACAGAAGUCACAGAAUAGAGAAGAGCCCAGAGGGCAGUUGGGGGACCCAAGGGAUAGGUAAGGAGCUAGGGGAACUUGGAAGGCUAAUUCAGGAGCCUGGGAGAACACCAGAUGGGGGUCCAGGAAUACUCCCAAAGAUGAUUGGCCAAACUGGGACGACCCAAAUGGAGACCGUGUGCCAGGGAGGCCUGGAAGUUUCCUCUACAGACUGCUGUCCUGGUUCGUUGACCUGUUCAGCCAAGGCAGUCACCUGUAGGAAGCUCUUUGUGGGCGGCCUGGACUGGAGUACCACUCAAGAGACUCUACGCAGCUACUUUUCCCAAUAUGGUGAGGUUGUGGAUUCUGUCAUCAUGAAAGAUAAAACCACCAACCAGUCUCGAGGCUUUGGAUUUGUCAAGUUUAAAGACCCCAAUUGUGUGGGGACAGUGCUGGCCAGCAGACCACACACCCUAGAUGGCCGGAAUAUUGAUCCGAAGCCAUGCACACCUCGGGGGAUGCAGCCAGAGCGAACAAGGCCCAAGGAAGGCUGGCAGAAAGGACCCAGGAGCGACAGCAGCAAAUCCAACAAGAUUUUUGUUGGGGGCAUUCCCCACAACUGCGGCGAGACGGAGCUCAGGGAAUACUUCAAGAAGUUUGGAGUGGUCACAGAGGUGGUUAUGAUCUAUGAUGCAGAGAAGCAGCGGCCUCGAGGUUUUGGAUUUAUUACUUUCGAGGACGAACAAUCAGUGGACCAGGCUGUCAACAUGCAUUUUCACGACAUCAUGGGCAAAAAAGUGGAGGUUAAACGGGCUGAACCUCGGGACAGCAAAAACCAAGCACCAGGACAGCCAGGAGCCAGCCAGUGGGGCAGCCGAGUGGCACCCAGUGCAGCCAACGGCUGGGCAGGCCAACCCCCACCAACGUGGCAACAAGGAUAUGGCCCACAAGGAAUGUGGGUGCCAGCAGGACAGGCUAUUGGUGGCUAUGGCCCACCCCCUGCGGGCAGAGGAGCCCCACCCCCGCCCCCACCCUUCACCUCCUACAUCGUAUCCACACCGCCUGGAGGCUUCCCCCCACCACAGGGCUUCCCACAGGGCUAUGGUGCUCCACCACAGUUCAGUUUUGGCUACGGUCCUCCACCCCCACCCCCUGAUCAGUUUGCUCCUCCAGGGGUCCCCCCUCCACCUGCCACCCCAGGGGCUGCCCCGCUGGCCUUCCCACCACCUCCGUCUCAGGCUGCCCCAGACAUGAGCAAACCCCCAGCAGCCCAGCCGGACUUCCCCUAUGGUCAGUAUGGUUACGGGCAGGACUUGAGCGGCUUUGGCCAGGGCUUCUCGGACCCCAGCCAGCAGCCACCCUCCUAUGGGGGUCCCUCUGUGCCGGGCUCAGGGGGUCCCCCCGCUGGCGGCAGUGGCUUCGGACGCGGGCAGAACCACAACGUGCAGGGCUUCCAUCCCUACCGGCGCUAGCCAGGGGGACGGCAGCAGGGCAGGAUUCGGGACUGGUGAACUCGUGACAAUCACACACUCGGGACAAAAUAAAUGACCACUCGACCUGGGGGGGGGAGGGGCAGCGGAGGCCGCGUCUGGACUGAGGUUUUAAAUAUAUUUCUUUUCUCUGACCCAUCAGCACAAUAAAAACACGUCACUGGUUCAACAACAGGGUUUAAAAAACGCCUUCAGCUUUAAUUCAGAAUUUCAGGUUUCUUUUUCUUUCUUUUUUUUUUUUUUCCUUUUUUUGAGAUUAUUUUCUUGAGCCUUUUGUUUUACCGUAUAUUGUAAACUUUUAUGUUAAAGAAAAAAAUAUACAUUUACAAAUUGUGAGAUUUUUAAGAGAAAUUUUCUACGAUGUAUACUGGCUUAUUUUUUAAUUUAAAGCAGGGUUUGGGUGUGGGAAGCGGGGGCCCUGGCUCCCGCCGGCGCGGGCUGGGGUGCGGGCAGAGACUACUGCGUGCGUUUGGUUUUUUGUUCAUUCCUCGCUUUGAGCGGCUUGUGUGGCUGUGGGUGCCACAGGGCCCCUGGCACAGGUGGCGGUGCUGAAGUCACGGGUGGCCUGGGCCCCACACGGGCAGGCGAGGCCUUGCUGGAGGCCCCUCGGUAGGCCUCAGGUUCCCAUUGACCAGUCUGACCCGGUUUGAAUAAAGCAGCGUGUUUGGAUCAGAACCUGA
This is a messenger RNA of Arvicanthis niloticus (Nile rat), 3304 nucleotides long. The record is from RefSeq and is a predicted model, not a curated record. Lineage: Eukaryota; Metazoa; Chordata; Mammalia; Rodentia; Muridae.